Nicotiana tabacum (common tobacco) is the source of this 1244-nucleotide messenger RNA. RefSeq names its product transcription factor MYB20. Lineage: Eukaryota; Viridiplantae; Streptophyta; Magnoliopsida; Solanales; Solanaceae. The record is from RefSeq and is a predicted model, not a curated record.
UCUCUUCUUUCAUUUCUGCAACUCUUUUCUCCUCCUACAAUUUUCUCUCAAAUCAAUUUUCAUAAACAAUAAAAUCUUGCUAAAACUAUUGGUUAGUAUUGUUUUGUAGAAGAAUAUGGGGAGAAAACCUUGUUGUGACAAAGAUGGAGUAAAGAAAGGUCCAUGGUCAGCUGAAGAAGACAAGAAGCUUAUUAACUUCAUUCUUAUUAAUGGCCAAUGCUGCUGGAGAUCUCUCCCUAAAGUUGCAGGGCUGCUGAGAUGUGGAAAGAGCUGUAGAUUGAGAUGGACAAACUAUCUAAGACCAGAUUUGAAGAGGGGACUUCUAUCUGAAUAUGAAGAGAAGAUGGUUAUUGAUCUUCAUUCUCAGCUUGGCAACAGGUGGUCUAAGAUUGCUUCUCAUUUACCGGGACGAACUGAUAAUGAAAUCAAGAAUCAUUGGAAUACACAUAUCAAGAAGAAGCUGAAGAAAAUGGGGAUUGAUCCAAUCACUCACCAGUCAAUUACUGUUGACCAACCAAACAUAGAACCACCAACAAAAAAUCAACCAAUUAUUCAACAAGAAAAACAAAUUACAAUGCCAAUUUCCCCUGCUCAUGUUGUCCCAGAAAUAAUAGAUAUUCUUGAUCACAACAAGGAGAUGGUUGAAACUCCUAUACUAUCAACAAUCACAGAGAUCAAAUUAGAAGACGACGACAACAACAACAAGAAGAAUACGGGGACAAGCUUCUGUACCGACGAAGUCCCCGUAAUUAAACCACAUGAAAUUUUAUUCCAUUCUGAAUCAACCACUUCAACAUCCUCAUCAUCUUCUUCUCCAUCAUCCAUUAUUCUUGAAGAUAUGCAGUUUGAUUUCAAUUGGGCAGAUGAUUUCAGCAGAACAUUGGAUUAUUUACUUAAUGAUGAUAUUGACAUGAAUAAUGUCAUUUCCCAAGAUUGGUCAAAGGUGUUGGAAGUUUGAGCAACUUUGGCUGUGAUUAAUUUUCAAAGGGGAGCUAAAUUAAGCUUUGUUCUUUUGAUUGGCAAGUCAACCUUUUUUUUCUUUUUGUUGUAUAUAGAAGUUUAGAUGGUAGUUGUUACUAAAGUAAAUGGACAAUAAAAUUUAAAAACAGAUACUAUAUCUAAGGGGACAAAAACACAAAAGCCCCAUUAAAUAUUUAUGCUUUUUUUUUUUUUUUGGUUACAAAAUGUUCAAUGGCAGAUCAGAAUGAACUUGCCAGUACAUUAUGGAUGAAUAUUAUUUUAUA